AUGAAUGUAGAAAAUUCACAAUUUGUGGAAUGUGCUUUAGUUAGUGACGAUCGGUUAUGUGCUAUAUGCUCAAAAAAUGAGUUCAAAUACAAGUGUCCGAAAUGUGAAGUAAAAACUUGUAGUCUUUCGUGCUGUAAUGAUCAUAAAGCACAGUUCGAUUGUACGGGCAUCUGUGAUACUAUUACCUAUUGUCGGAAAAAAAAUUAUUCAACGUUUCUUUUUCAGAAAGACUAUAGAUUACUAGAGGAAAUAGACAGAAGAAAUGCUUAUAGAGAAAAACAACUUUUGUCGCUAUCUCAUCGAAGUACUGGAAGGAUACGUAAAAGGAAUCAACUAGUAAAGUUAGCCAAUGAAUAUGGUGUAACACUUCGACUUGCACCAACACUUAUGUUGUCACGUACAAAAGUCAACAAAACCCGUGUCCAUAUACAAAAAGAUGAACCUAAAAGUAUUUUGUGGAGCAUAGAAUUUAGUCUUAUGUCUCCAGAAGCUUCGGUUGUAACUUGUAUUAAUAGCCAUUCAAAGUCAAUACGUCUGGUUGUACAUGAUCAAGAGCAACUGACACGUUUAUGUACUAUAUGGAACGACCACGUACUUAAUGUAUCAUCUGAACAGCAAGAUACGCUGAUUACGCAUUAUCCCCCUAGUUCACCUCCUUUUGGAAAAAUUUCGUCAUGGUUACAUUCCAAAACAAGUCCAUCUUGUGAUUCUACUACCAAGUUUUAUUUCUAUGUAAAUGUCCAAGAAAAUGGUGUUGAACAAGUAAACAAAGAUAUCAAAACAACAAUAACUCUUCAGAAUAAUUAUGUGGAAGUAUUCUCAACGAAAAGAUUGAUUGAUAUACUAACAAUACCUGGCUUUGUCAUUCAUGAAAUGCCAACAAUUUAUGUCUCGAAGAAAGAGUUGAAAAAUAAAAAUGCUUACCAAUAG
Molecule: messenger RNA, 930 nt
Organism: Schistosoma rodhaini
Lineage: Eukaryota; Metazoa; Platyhelminthes; Trematoda; Strigeidida; Schistosomatidae
Source: the annotation of a GenBank genome assembly